Musca domestica (house fly) is the source of this 1252-nucleotide messenger RNA. RefSeq lists its product as uncharacterized. NCBI's taxonomy places the organism in Eukaryota, Metazoa, Arthropoda, Insecta, Diptera, Muscidae. The transcript has 2 exons. Bases 70 to 1170 code for a protein of 366 amino acids. Gene Ontology annotation, biological process: apoptotic DNA fragmentation. The record is from RefSeq and is a predicted model, not a curated record. Gene Ontology annotation, molecular function: nucleic acid binding; single-stranded DNA endonuclease activity; metal ion binding. Gene Ontology annotation, cellular component: mitochondrial inner membrane; nucleus.
CAAAUGUGAUUUGACUUCAUUUUUAUCACGCAAACGGGAGCAAGAACAUUUCAGCACUACUGCUACAUUAUGGGAAACAAAAUACUAUUUCACACAUUUGUUUUGUACAUUUUCAUAACGUCCAAUGUCGCCUGGGCUCAAAAUUGUCAACUAAGCGAAGCGAAUAUGAGACGAGAUUUCAUUUUCAUUCACAAAAAUGAUAUUCUUCGCACGGAUUACAUACCAGAUGGUGAUACCUUGACACUCUAUUGCAAUGAACGUACACAACCGGUGGAUUUAACCUGUAGUCGGGGCGUUCUCCAGGCCAUGCCAGCGGGAGCUGCCUGUACUGAUCGCCUAAAGUUAACGGUGCAAGCAACAAAGAAACCAUGUUCGGCCAGUGGUGUGUCGGGCGAGUUGUACGACAUGGUCUACAAAUGGUCAACGGGCCAUACUAUCACCCUUUACAGCAUUUGCUAUAGUACGCAGCGGGAGACUGUUUUGUAUAGCACUCAUCGAACAUAUGGCUUCAAUUUGGCAACCCCAAUUUACAAUCAAAGACUACGACCCACAUUUAAGCAAUUGGGUCAUAUGAAUGGAGCCCGCGUAAAAUCAUUCGAAGCCGAUGAUGUUUACCAAAGAUUCAAUACACUUUUGGGUCAGCAGCAAACGUACAUUAAGUCGAACAGAGAUUUUGCCCUGCAACGCGGCCACAUGGCCAAUUCUCAGGACUUUCUCACCUAUGAUCAAAUGGAUGCAACAUUUUUGUAUAUGAAUGUGGUGCCAAUGGCACGCGGUUGUAACAUUCGCAAUUGGAAACACGUCGAGAAUUGGAUUCACAAAUUACCCAGCGCAACUACUUAUGCCACGGUGUUGAGCGGAACCCAUGACGUCCAAUAUCUGCAGCACAGUCAAACCCAUCGCUUUGUCCCCAUUUAUCUAAUGGCCGGCGAAAAAAAUCCCAUGCCAAUGUGGUUGUAUAAGGUUGUCAAAUAUAAUAAUCGCUGUCAUGUCUUUGUAACGCUGAAUGAUCAUUCGAAAAAUCCUGCGAUAAGAUCUACAAACAUUUGCCAGCCAACACAAUGUCCUCAGGGUAUAUCGUUUAGUAGCGAUCCAGAGGCAUGUAUAUCUUUUUGCUGUGACUACUCAGAAUUUGUAAAGCAGGUUGGCAAUCACGCUAAAUUGUGUUAAGUUUGAAAGUGUAAGAGUUGAGGACGAAAAUGAAAAGUGUUUGAAUAAUAAAGUCGGUUUUGCCGGCAGAUGUAUACACUCA